AUGACAUUCCCAUCGAAAUACAGCUUCAUCAAGCCCCAGACGCUGUUGCUGUUGCCUGUACCAAAGAAACAACCGAUCGUCCGGUACCCGUACUUGGUAGCCGGUGGUGCGACAGUGUUGCUGUUGGUCAUCGUCUGGUUAGUUGCUAGUCUCCGUGGCGGUGGCGAAACGGUCGGCGAACGGUUAUCCCUCGAUUUGGCCGAUAUACCACAGUUGGUGCUGGACAAGGAGUCGGAACUAGCACGAGCCCGCAACCGAAACUGCUCAUACUGGGACUGUUUUAAUGUGUACCGGUGCGGUCAGCGCACAACCACGCUGGACGAUGACGACGCGGAUGGGGAGCGUAUAUCGAUCUACGUUUACCCGCUAAAGGAAUACCUCGAUGCAGACAGCAAGCGACCGGCGGCGCAACUAUCGCGCGAGUUCUACCGCAUUGUGCAAACUAUCGUAAACAGCCCGUACUAUACGGCAAAUCCCAACGAAGCGUGCCUCUUUCUGCCGACGCUGGAUACGCUCAAUCAGAACCGCAUCGAUACGACCCUGGUUGGGAAGGCGCUCGCGUCGUUACCGCACUGGGAAAAUGGGGAGAACCAUCUAAUAUUCAACUUCAUCCCUGGUAACAAACCGGACUACAAUACGGUGUUGGACGUAAACACGGAUCGUGCCAUUAUUGUUGGUGCCGGUUUCGAUAGCUGGACGUUUCGUACGGAUUUCGAUGUGUCCGUACCAGUGUACAGUGCGGCACUGGAGGAUUACCGCUGGCCGGAACCACCCUCCGAUCGCACAGUGUUGCUGGUGACCGCCCAGCUCAAUCUAUACCCACGGCAGUUUCGCAUCCUGCAGGAGCUAACCUACGACUACCCGAACGAAAUGUUGCUCCUACAGCGAUGUCCAACCGCAACGGCGAAGGUGGACGAAAUGCUAGACAUUACGCAAGCCGGGGACGAACCGCGCCAUCCACCGGCCGGCAGCUUGGAAGACAUACGGUGUAACUUCCCGCACGGUAACGAGCACGAUUAUCCGGCGGUGCUUGGGACCGGUACGUUCUGUCUGGUGGCACGCGGUGUACGGCUCGGGCAACCGAUAUUGCUCGAAGCGAUGGCGGCCGGUUGCAUACCGGUAGUGAUGGCAGAUAACUACGUACUGCCAUUUGCCGAUCUGCUCGAUUGGGAACUGCUGGCGGUACGGUUGCACGAGACAAACCUGCACACGAUCGUCCCUGUGUUGCGAGCGAUCUCGCCCGAACGCAUCGCGGAAAUGCAAGCGCAGAUACGUUCCGUUUAUCAGCGGUACUUCGCUACCCUGGACCGGAUCGUGUUGACCGUUUUGGAGCAGCUGAACGAUCGCAUCUUUCCGCAUCGGAGCCGUACCUAUCUGCACUGGAACGUUGGACUGGAGACGAGGGUUACGCAGAAUCCACUGUUCCUGCCACUGAUCGCACCGAAGGCUCAAGGUUUCACCGCCGUCAUCCUGACGUACGAUCGGCUCGAGAGUUUAUACAUACUCAUACAAAAGCUCGCAACCGUACCGUCGCUGCAGAAGAUGUUGGUGGUGUGGAACAACCAGCGGAAGGCCCCACCCCAUCCGUCACUAUUUCCCAAGAUUGGCAAACCAUUUAAGAUCAUACAAACCGCUGCGAAUCGGUUAUCGAACCGGUUCUACCCGUACGAAGAGAUUGAAACCGAGGCAAUCCUUACGAUCGAUGACGAUAUCGUUAUGCUCACGGCGGACGAACUCGAUUUCGGGUACGAGGUAUGGCGUGAAUACCCGGACCGUAUCGUUGGCUUUCCGAGCCGCACACACGUCUGGGACAAUGCAACUGGCCGAUGGCGGUACGAAUCCGAAUGGACGAAUCAAAUCUCGAUGGUACUCACCGGGGCCGCCUUCCACCAUAAAUACUGGAGCUAUCUCUACACGCACGCGAUGCCGGGCAACAUUAAGGAGUGGGUCGACGAGCACAUGAACUGUGAGGACAUUGCGAUGAACUUUCUGGUUAGUAACAUUACCAACAAACCACCGAUCAAGGUGGCACCGCGCAAAAAGUUCAAAUGCCCGGAGUGUACCAACAACGAGAUGCUGUCCGCGGAUCUGAACCACAUGACCGAACGGUCCGCCUGUAUCAAUCGGUUUGCGGAAAUUUACGGCACGAUGCCGCUGCGGACGGUUGAGUUCCGGGCCGAUCCGGUGCUGUUUAAGGAUAACUUCCCGGAGAAGCUCAAGCGCUUCAACGACAUCGGCAGUUUGUAG
This is a messenger RNA of Anopheles marshallii, 2247 nucleotides long. RefSeq names its product exostosin-2 (gene sotv). Gene Ontology annotation, molecular function: glycosyltransferase activity. The transcript is spliced from 2 exons. The record is from RefSeq and is a predicted model, not a curated record. NCBI's taxonomy places the organism in Eukaryota, Metazoa, Arthropoda, Insecta, Diptera, Culicidae. The coding region runs from base 1 to 2247 and encodes 748 amino acids. Gene Ontology annotation, cellular component: membrane.